AUGGAGAUCUCCAAAUGGCCGAACGUUUGUGCGCAUCGCGAGCUCUUGGUGGUCAGCCAGCAGCACCCCUGCAUCCACGCCUCCACCCGCCUGGUCAGAGUGUGGAAGCCCAGCUGUGGGAGGCAGCCGUGGUGCCUGAGCUACACGUGGAGGACGGUCUACCGUGUGGAGCGCAGGCAGGUCAACCGCUUGCGGUACCAGACGGUGCACGCAUGCUGCCCAGGGUGGGCUCAGCGCGGAGAGGACACCGGCUGCUUUUAUUAUGUGAACGAAUGUGAAUUUGGAAAUGCCGGCUGUGAGUCCCAGUGCUGUAACACCUUUGGAAGUUUUUACUGCAAGUGUCCUGAAGGGUCGAAGUUGAAGGAUGAUGGGAAAUCCUGUCAAGAUGUCGACGAGUGCGAGAUUCACAACGGGGGCUGCCAGGACAAGUGUGUAGACACUCUGGGCUCGUACCACUGCGAAUGCAAGCUGAACUUUCGCCUGCACACAGACGGCCGGACCUGUUUGGGUAAAAAUCCAUGUGCUGACGGGAACGGCGGCUGCAUGCACAGAUGCCAGAAUCUCCAGCGGGUGGCCCACUGUGGUGGUCACCCUGGAUACAGGCUGGCCAGUACGAAGAAAGCAUGCGAAGAUAUCAAUGAAUGCGCAACAGGAAGUGCUAGGUGUGCGCACGAUUGCAUUAACACCCAGGGCUCCUUUAAAUGCACGUGUAACCCGGGCUACGAGAUAGGAGCAGACGGCAAGCAGUGCUACCGGAUAGAAAUGGAAAUUGUGAACAGCUGUGAGAACAAGAAUGGCGGCUGCUCACACCUUUGCCACCACACCAGCUCUGGCCCCGUCUGCAGCUGUAAUUUCGGAUAUCACCUGGAAAAAGACAAGAAAACAUGCAUUGAUACGGAAGAAUGCAUCACAGGCUCGCAUUGCUGCCAGCAGGAGUGCUACAACUACCCAGGGGGCUAUGAGUGUGUGUGCUAUGCUGGUUAUCGGCUCCAGGCCGACGGAUGCAAUUGCAGCGAUGUGGACGAGUGUUCUUUGGAUAAUGGAGGCUGCCAGCAGCUGUGCCAGAACCUCAUGGGAUCGUUCCAUUGCGGCUGCCAGACCGGCUACAAACUGGAUGACGACCGAAGAAGCUGCCUUCCGCUUGAGGACCGCCUGGGGGUUCCGGAGAGCUGGCAGGACUUGAUCCACCCUCUCCCGCACGUAUCGGUUGUGUGGGAUGAGCGUUUCCAGCGCCUCGGAGUGCAUGAGGAGGAAGAAGACGAGGCAGAAGCGAGGGGAGAACACACGCUGUCGGAGAAAUUCGUCUGCUUGGACGGCACGUUUGGCGACGACUGCAGUUUGACAUGUGGGCAGUGCCUGAACGGAGGGGCCUGCACUGAGGACCGGACGGGCUGUGACUGCCCAGCUGGGUGGACUGGAAUCCUCUGCAACCAAACCUGUCCAGAAGGCACAUUUGGCCGGAAUUGCAGCUCCACCUGUCGCUGCCAGAAUGGAGGUACCUGCGACCUGGUGACGGGGGCAUGCCGCUGCCCACCUGGAGCCAGUGGAACCCAGUGCGAAGACAGCUGCCCAAGAGGAUUUUUUGGGAAGCACUGCAGAAAGAAAUGCAGAUGUGCCCACCGGGGCCACUGCCACAAGCACUACGGAGCCUGCCUCUGUGAUCCAGGCUUGUACGGCCGAUACUGCCACCUGGCUUGUCCCAAAUGGGCCUACGGCCCCGGGUGCUCAGGGGAAUGCCAGUGCGUGCAGCCCAACAGCCGGGACUGCGACAAAGAGGACGGGGCCUGCCGGUGCAAGCCUGGCUACGGGGGCCAACGGUGCGAAACAGCCGGCAUGAAGGAAAAGUGA
Varanus komodoensis (Komodo dragon) is the source of this 1848-nucleotide messenger RNA. It is a transcript of the gene MEGF6, whose product is annotated as multiple EGF like domains 6. NCBI's taxonomy places the organism in Eukaryota, Metazoa, Chordata, Lepidosauria, Squamata, Varanidae. Gene Ontology annotation, molecular function: calcium ion binding; protein binding. The record is from RefSeq and is a predicted model, not a curated record. The transcript has 16 exons. Bases 1 to 1848 code for a protein of 615 amino acids.